Trifolium pratense (red clover) is the source of this 3142-nucleotide messenger RNA. RefSeq names its product pentatricopeptide repeat-containing protein At1g62590-like. The transcript is spliced from 3 exons. Gene Ontology annotation, molecular function: protein binding. The coding region runs from base 242 to 1855 and encodes 537 amino acids. The record is from RefSeq and is a predicted model, not a curated record. NCBI's taxonomy places the organism in Eukaryota, Viridiplantae, Streptophyta, Magnoliopsida, Fabales, Fabaceae.
GGGGUAGAAUGAAGAUUGUUGGGGUAGAAAAUUUUUUUUUGCACACCCCUACUUAUGGCAAGGGUCCAUAUCAGAAUCCGUCCAUUUUCAACACUAAUUUCAACAUCCCAUUGGACUGAUUUUUGCAAUUGAAAUUACAUUCAACAUGACCAUUGCUCUUGGUCUAAGACGACGUCGUUGAGUUCGUGGGUAUCUUUCUUCUGCAAUUGAACUUCACACUGCGACUGCGAACAAGAAGAAAAUGUCAUCACUGUUUAUGAGAUUAACAAGGUUUCCUUCAAAACCCUUUUUUCCCUUUACUUUAAGGUUAUUCUCUCACUCUCACAAUGUUAAUGAUGCUAUUUACUCAUUCAAUCGAAUGCUACAAAUGCGUAAUACUCCUUCCAUUAUUGAAUUUACCAAGAUUUUAUGUUCCCUUGUUAAAAUGAAGAACAAUUACUCAACUGUUAUUUCCCUUUCCCAACAAAUGGAAUUCCAUGGAAUUAGGUCUGACAUUUUCACUAUCACCAUUUUGAUCAAUUGUUAUUGUCACAUUGGUCAAAUGACUUAUGCAUUUUCUCUAUUGGGAAAGAUUCUUAAGAUGGGUUAUCAGCCGAAUAUCGUAACCUUGACAACCCUUAUAAAAGGCCUUUGUCUUAAUAAUGAGAUUCAGAAAGCAUUGUACUUUCAUGAUGAUCUUAUCGCUAAGGGUUUUCAGCUCAACCAUGUUAGUUACGGGACAUUGAUCAAUGGCUUGUGUAAAAUGGGACAUACAACACCUGCCCUCCAACUGUUGAGACGGCUCGAAAAAGGAUCAGUCAAGCCUGAUUUGGUAAUUUACAGUACAAUCAUUGAUAGCAUGUGCAAAGAUAAGCUUGUAGAUGAUGCUUGUCAAUUAUUUUCUGAAAUGGUUAUCAAGGGUAUUUCGCCUACUGUUGUCACUUAUAGUGCUCUAAUCUAUGGUUUUUGUAUUGUGAAUAAAUUAAAAGAAGCAAUUGUUUUGUUGAACGAAAUGGUAUCGAAAAACAUCAACCCAGAUGUUUAUACCUUUAAUAUAUUGAUCGAUGCGUUUUGUAAAGAGGGAAAGAUGAAAGAAGCUAAAAGAAUUUUAGCUGUGAUGAUGAAACAACGCAUGAAACCUAAUGUAGUUACUUAUAGUACUUUAAUGGAUGGGUUCUGCCUUCGUAAUGAAGUGAGCAAGGCCAAAUAUAUAUUCAACACUAUGGUCCAAAGGGGAAUGAUGCCCAAUGUUAAGAGCUACAGUAUUAUGAUCAAUGGGUUCUGUAAGAGUAAAAUGUUGGAUGAAGCCAUCAAUCUCUUUGAAGAAAUGCAUUUCAAAAAUAUCUUUCCCGAUACGGUAACUUACAGCACUCUUAUUGAUGGUUUGUGCAAAUCAGGGAGAAUUUCCUAUGCUUGGGAGCUUGUUGAUGAGAUGAGUGACAGAGGUCAACAACCCGAUGUAAUCACCUACAAUUCCUUCUUGCACACUUUGUGCAGAAAUCAUCAUCUUGACAAGGCAAUUGCAUUAGUCAAGAAAAUUAAAGACCAAGGUAUCAUGCUAGAUUUGUACACGUACAGUAUCCUAAUUGAUGGACUUUGCAAAGGUGGGAGGCUUAAUGAUGCACUAAAGGUUUUUAAUGAUCUUUUGGCUAAAGGAUACAAUCUAAAUGUGGUAAUUUACAACACUAUGAUUUGUGGACUUUGUAACGAGGGCUUGUUUGAUGAAGCAUUAGAUUUGUUGUCAAAAAUGGAAGAUAAGGGUUGCUUUCCCGAUGCUGUCACUUUUGAAAUAAUGAUUUGUGCACUCUUUGAAAGCGGUGAGAAUGAUAAAGCAGAGAAACUUCUACGUGAAGUGAUUGCUAGAGGUCUACUUUAAGAGCAAAACCAGGUUGCAAACCAAGACCUUUAUGUGAUGUACCAUGAAAGUGAACAGAUAUCUUGACUUCAUGCAAGAAAGAGGCAUGGUGUACGGCCCUCUGUCUGUCGUAUUGUUAUAAAAGAGAGAAACUUGAAUGUUGAAAGAGGCAUGGUCUUAACUUGUGAUUGUGACAGGAUUGAACAACUUUUUCACCAAAACCAAGCUGAUUUCAAGCUCAGAACUCUACAUCUAUAGCCCAACCUAGCAGAUUUUUUCAGCAUGAUCUUCAUUUUUGCAGGUUACGUUUAGGUAAGGUGGAUACUUUCUUCUUCGGUCCCCACAUUUGGCGCUUUGACACCUUCCAUUUCUUUCUCACUAUUAGCCAAAAAACACUUACAAUCUUUUCUUCCAGUAUCAAAUAUCUAAUCUGUCUAGUAGUUUGCACAGCUCUAAAUUAGAGAAGGUGGAUGGAUUAGACUUUUUUGAAAUCUUUCGAUGAUGCCGAUAUUUUCUCAACUACUCAUCCAUGAUGACAUGAACGCCUUAAGUUUUCUUCAUGUUUAUAGCUUUGAAAUCUCUCCACAAAUUCAUAACUUUCAUAUCUUGUUCUCUGAGUUAUAUAUGAACAUUUUGAUGAUUUCGGUUAUUUUCAUAUUAAUAGCUUCCACAAAUUCAGAACCUGCAUCCUCUUUCUUCUUUCACUACUUUGCAAAGACCAUAUUGUUUUCUUUGUAUUCAUUCAGCUGAAGGAAAUUCCCAGAUUGGAAAAACUAGAGAGUAGAUUAUUAAGCAUGUAUUUGGAUAUAUGUUGGAAGAGACAUUCUUAUAUCCCUAUUCAACAAAUGAAAUAGGAAAAAAUGCUCCAAGGUAUAAGAUAUUGUUAGCAUAAUUUGCAACACAUUUUUCAUGUUUAAAUGUAAACAAUCGAUUCUGAUAGUGAUAUGUGAAAAUCUCUUUCUGGUUCAAGGUAUAAGAUAUUGUGUUGAAAAUAGUUACUUAACAUUAUUAAUGCAUGGAGAUUUAUUUUUGUGAGCAUUGUUAGUGCUGGAAAUUCCGCCUUCAUUACGGUCCGGCCACAUCCGCCUAAUUGCGGCAUUUGGGUUGCCUUCAUUGCAGCCUCCAACAUCUUCAUUGUGUUGGGUGUGAAGUGGUGGAUUUAGUCUCACAUUGCUAAGAGAUAUGGCCCGUGUAGCAUUUAUAUAGCUUGGGCAACCCUCACCUUACAAGCCGGUUUUGUAGGGUUGAGUUAGGCCCAAUACUCAUUUCUAAGAUGGUAUCAGAGCCUCUCAAAUUAUGACAUAGUAU